Topomyia yanbarensis is the source of this 14986-nucleotide messenger RNA. RefSeq names its product maternal protein pumilio (gene pum). The transcript is spliced from 13 exons. Gene Ontology annotation, cellular component: cytoplasm; nucleus. Lineage: Eukaryota; Metazoa; Arthropoda; Insecta; Diptera; Culicidae. Gene Ontology annotation, molecular function: mRNA 3'-UTR binding. Bases 1403 to 5269 code for a protein of 1288 amino acids. Gene Ontology annotation, biological process: post-transcriptional regulation of gene expression. The record is from RefSeq and is a predicted model, not a curated record.
CUGAAGCACUCACUCAAGGCAGCAGGGCGCUCCUCUCUCGGUGCCAUCCGAACCAACAGUUCGUUCCGGCACUCAUCAGACGUUCAGCUUCAGCCAGACAGACAGAGAAGUCGCGAAAAAACAAAUGGCGUAACAUCGUACAUUCGAAACGGGACGAGACCGAGCUAAAGUUUGUGUAAAGAAGUGCAGUGCGCUCGUUUCUAGCUAGCAGAAAUCGGAAUCCGUAGCCAGAAAUGCGGUUCGACUCCUGUUUCGUGUAAAAAUAAAGUAAUUAAUUGUAUUUAACCGGUGUAUAGAAUAUUAUUCAACUUUUUUAGCUGUAUAUUUUGUAAAGUGCAACUUUUCGGAGAACAUCCGCAGUGGACAGCAAAACUAUCUCGCGGCGAAAAAUAUAUCCGUGCCCGAAUUGUAUAUAGCUUUUGUGUGGCUGGAACGGAACGGAAGCCCUCUAGGCCGAGCGGCUAGCGAAGCAUAAUCUCUGCGGUUCCGUUUUUACGUAUUUCCUGGAGGAAAAAUUCCCUGUACAGUUAGUGAUAGACAUUUUUCGGCAUUUUCACGUUCCCAUCAACCGGAGCCGUGUGUGUUUGAGUGAGCGAGAAACCGAGCGUUUCUGGAAUAUCUUGUCCGACCGAUUCCGCGGGUGCACAAGAAGAACAACACCUUCCGACGAGAACGCGAAGAACGGUGGCAAGAAGUGCGGUUUUUCCCUAUCGGAUCGCGAAUCCCAAGAGUCCAUCAAGUGCGUACCGCGAGUGAGUGUGUGCGUGUGGUUCUACUUCUGGAUCUCGGAAAGAGCCCAUAAAAUAGCACAGCAAGCACUGGGUGGUAGACGGGCGUGGAAGUGGCUGGUGCAAAAAGUGACCUCUGGAUGCAACCAUCUCGCGAAGGAAAUACGAGGAAAAGUAUAAAGGAGUACCUUCGCUAGUGGCUGUGGGAAAGAGAGAAAGCUAAGCAUUGUUUGUGUGUGUACUUGGAGCUUCCGGAAGAGUCCCGGGUUGAUGAAGUUGCAGAUGUGUGUUUUGGCCAAGCAGUAGAAUCCUUGUGCCCGGGAAUAGAGUGCGAGUGAAUUUUUUAGUGGAUAUAACGGAAAAAGCCAUCCAGUGACACCUAGUAGGGAGCUGUAGAGUACAUAACACGCUUAAUUGGAGAACUAGCGAGUUUUGGUACUGUGUAUGUGUGGUCGCCGGAACGACAGGAAAGCGUACCGCAGUGCAAGCUGAGCGAUAAACCAAGCGACAACAAACCGUGAAUUUGUUUUCAAACAAACGGGGCGAACAGCAAACACAACACAAAGGAAGCAUUUUAUCUGAUCUUUGCGGAAGAAGUCGAGCUGGUGUGUAGACCCGACCAUUGCUGAUCGUGCGUAAAGCUGCACUAUCCACUCGAGCCAGAGGUGGCCGCUAUGAAAUUGCUUGGCGGCCAUGACGACGGCGGCGGGCGUGGAGCGCCCAUUCGGUCACAGGACGAUGCUGCAGUGGGCUACGUUUUUCAGCGGCAUCCGAAUGAGUCCGAGUUCAACCAGUUUGCUCACAAACAAUCCCGAUGGGCUUCCGGGGACGACGCCAUCAUCGAUAACCAAGACAAAUGGAAAUACAAUCCGACCCUUACCAACAACAGUACGGGCGGAUUGCUUCCACCGCCGAGCAUGCCUUCGAUGAACAAGCACCAAGCACACCAGCAAAUGCAAGCCCAGCAACAACAGCAGCAGCAGCAGCAACUGCCAAUGAUCAACCAUCCUUCCCAGCUGGCGAAUCAUUUGAGCCACCAGAACCAUCUCAACCCGACAAUGCUCAAUCACACAGCCAUGGGCAAUGCGGCGGCAGCUGCCGCUGGCAUGCCGACGAUGCAAAUGCCAAUGCAGGGCGCCGGAAUGUACGAUCACCUGCACCCGCCGAAUGUGAACGUCAACGGCGUAGUGCCCAAGCAUCCGCAGGGCCAGGAGCAGUUGGUGUUUCUCGGCGGGGGCCAACAGUACGGAGUCCUGGCUCCCCAGAACCAGUACAUCGCUAGGAACAACGCAGCGAUCACCACAUCAGCAACGAAAAAGCUCUGGGAUAAGGGUGGCAGUAACGAUGUCAAGAUGGCCACUGGAGCGACUGGUCCGCUGGCUCCUCUGCAGCUUCACGGCAGUACUGACCACCAGGUUUGGAGAGAUUCGACAUGGUCCUCGCAAGGGGAUGCAAUACUGGCUUCGAGACGUAUUUUUCCACAUGCUCCGGACACGAAUCCUACUGGAUCGACAGGAAUCUUAAGCCCACGUGACUCCACCGGUGGUCUCGGUGUUAAAAUGGUUGAAUACGUCCUCGGUGGAUCACCGACAAAUAAGGAAAGCCCGCUUGCUAGCUUGGAACCUCGAUUUAAGGGAUUGAAAUUUGAUGAUAAUGACAAGACAUCUGACGAUAAAGAUAAAGCCAACUCGCCAUUCGAAUCGAACGGUUUGAAAAAGGAGGAAGUAAACUCGACCAACGGAGUGGUGAUUGUGAACGGAAUUGACGACGACAAAGGAUUUAAUCGCACUCCCGGUUCCCGCCAACCGUCGCCGGCGGAGGAGCAUGUUCCGCGCGGCUCGAACCUGCUGGACGCCCAAUCGCACCAUGGCUCCGGCUUUCCCCAGCAUCCCUCGCUCCAUCACAUGCUCGGUUCGGCUGCGGCUGCUGCUGCAGCUGCGGUCGGUGCCGGUGGCGGUACCAACGAUGUCGUUCAGCAAGCAGCUGCCGCUGCCCUCGGCUCUUACCAUCCUCAAAUGAUAAAUCAAAUGAGCCAAAUGAAUCAGCUCAGCCAGAUGAAUCAAAUGAACCAGCUCAACCAGAUGCAGAGUCACGUGAUGAACGGCGUAGGAGGGAUCCCGCAGAUUACGCAGAGUCAAAUGGUGAACCAACCCGGACAGGGUCAUAACCAGAUUGAAUCUCCUGCUAAUCUGCUGCAACAGCCACACAACUUCGAUGUACAGCAACUAUUCAGAUCAAACCCAGGCCUCACAGCUGCCAACUCGGCGGUCCCGGGUGCACCAAAUGGACAGCCACUGCCACAGUCAGCGCUCUCGCUGUCUGCCCAACAGCAACAGUUUCUGGCGCAGCACAAUGCCGCGUAUGCAGCGCAACAGGCCGCACCGUACGUCAUCAAUCCCGGCCAGGAUCCGUCGCCGUAUAUGGGCACUCUCAUCACCGCCGGUGUGCCACAGUACUACGGAAUGGCCGCUGCACCCUGGGGUGUAUAUUCUACCAAUCUGAUACCACAGCAGCAGUCACAGCCCCGAAGACCACUGACACCCUCACAGCAGGCCGCCGAAAAUCAACCCUAUCAGGUGAUAUCGGCUUUCUACGAUCAGAGCGGUUCGCUGGUGAUGGGCCCCCGCACCGGAACGCCCAUGCGAUUGGUCAGCCCAGCGCCGCCGGUGCUGGUUCCACCGGGUGGACCGCGAGCUCCACAGGCACCGCCGGCCAUCUAUCCACCGCAGCCGCAGACGGCCCAGCAGAACAUGUACUCCGCACAGAACGGAUCCAACGUUGGAGGUCUUGCUUUGAGCACAUCGUCACUGACAGCACGGAGGGACUCGUUCGAUCGUAACACUUCAGCCUUCAGUCCGUCACUGGACUACACAUCGGCAUCUACCAAUGCCGUAGUAAGCAAUGCUGCCGCAGCGGCUGCAGCUGCAGCCCGCAAAUGGCCCGUCGGAGCUGGUAGCUACGGAUUAAGUGCGGUAACUUCAGCCAGCCCUCUGGGUACCUGCAUAACUCCUCCGCCGGUGUCGGGAUUGGGAGCGCUGGUGACCAGUCGUGCCCCGGGAGCGGAGACCAAGUAUCGUCAGGUGAAUCAGCUAGCUCCUGGUAUUUCAGCGAACGCUAUGUUCGGUUCGAAUAGUUCGCUGUUUUCGAAACUGCCCGGGUCGGUAGUACGACCUACGGCGGCAGCUGCGGCUGCUGUAGCUGCCGUGGCGGCCGCUGCUCCCGGGCUGGAUCGUCCUCCGGGACGUUCGCGAUUGUUGGAAGACUUCCGAAAUCAGCGCUAUCCCAAUCUACAGUUGCGCGAUCUCACCAACCACAUCGUAGAAUUCUCCCAGGAUCAGCAUGGUUCGCGAUUUAUCCAGCAAAAGCUUGAACGGGCGACUGCUGCGGAGAAACAGUUGGUUUUCAAUGAAAUUUUAGGCGCUGCGUACAGCCUAAUGACGGACGUGUUUGGUAAUUAUGUAAUUCAGAAAUUCUUUGAAUUCGGAUCUCCCGAGCAGAAACAAGCGCUAGCCCAACAGGUUAGGGGUCACGUCCUCCCGCUAGCACUGCAGAUGUAUGGUUGCAGAGUUAUUCAAAAGGCCCUUGAAAGCAUUCCUGCCGAGCAGCAGCAGGAAAUCGUCCGCGAGCUCGAUGGCCACGUGCUGAAAUGCGUCAAGGAUCAGAAUGGAAAUCACGUGGUUCAAAAGUGCAUCGAGUGUGUUGAACCUAACGCGUUGCAGUUUAUCAUCGACGCAUUCCGCAACCAGGUUUACUCAUUGAGCACACAUCCAUACGGAUGCCGGGUUAUUCAGAGGAUACUGGAACACUGCACCACAGAACAGACGGCACCGAUUCUGGCCGAGCUGCAUGCAAAUACCGAACAGUUAAUCCAGGAUCAGUAUGGCAAUUACGUCAUUCAACAUGUGUUGGAACACGGCAAGCCAGAGGACAAAUCGGUGUUGAUUGCUGCCGUGCGAGGAAAGGUGCUGAUUCUGUCACAGCACAAAUUCGCUUCCAAUGUGGUUGAGAAGUGUGUCACACACGCCACGAGAGCCGAGCGAGCGUUGCUGAUUGAGGAGGUGUGCUCGUUUAAUGAUGCCGGAUUGCACGUGAUGAUGAAGGACCAGUACGCGAACUAUGUGGUACAGAAGAUGAUCGACGUAUCGGAACCGACGCAGCGCAAGGUGCUACUGCACAAGAUACGUCCGCACAUGAACUCGCUGAAAAAGUACACCUACGGUAAGCACAUCAUUGCCAAGCUGGACAAGUUCUCCCUCAAGACACCCAACACGAUCGGCGGUAGUGGUGGUGCCGGGGGAGCUGCUGGAGGAGUAGUAGUGGUAGGAGCUGGUACAGUUCCGAACAACGUUGGGUCCGGUUUGGUUGAUGUUGGUAAUGGAACGAAUGGAACCAAUGCAGCUGUUAUCGUUGGUCAGCAGAUAGCUACCGCAAACGGGGGGCCCGGUAGCACAAGCAAUGGCGUUGUGGUUAGUAACAGUAACAAUGUAGGAGUUACGAAUCUGGGCCCCAUCGGACCGCCUCCCACCAAUGGGGUGAUGUAAGUUGAGUCUGGUGAAUUGUAUUUUUUAUUCAAUUCAGUAUAAAGGAAGAGGGAAGCUCUGUCCUACGAUAUAUGAGAUACAUUAGUAAUGCGCCGCCACUUUUCCGGGGAAGCGCGAAUCUGCCCUGUAAUCUGCUUCGAGAAUGUGCCUUCGAUCGACGGAGGAAAUGCACAGAGGAUCUUUUCGUAUACAAAAACGGAACAUCUGUAAAUAUUGUUUUAUAUUCGGAGAUUUUUUUCUCUCUUGCAAAGCUUUUGUUAGGUUAACGAUUGCUUUUUUAAGUGGCAGGGUCAGAACCGAAAGACUUUGAGUAUUUAGGAACAAACUAUUGUUAUUCGAACGAUGUACACACUAUCUCCCCGAUCAGCUAUUAAGUUAUUCUAUAGACAGACGGAUCUCAGUCCUAAGAUAUAGAACAAAACGAAGAAGAAAAAAAACCGUUAUCGGUUUUGUUUAGGAACAACAGUUCCAUAUGCCGUGUAUGAUUUUAGGGAUAAACAUACUGUAUUUUUAGAAUGAAAUAUUCUCCGCGAUAGAAGCGCAUUCCGAGAGAGAUUACCCGCAUGAUAUGAAGCAUCCUCACAGUUUUAUUUUAGCAAACACCACACAAGCCAUAGAACACAAUGGAUUGCUUAGUAGCAGCCGGAGUUACAAUUUUCAAAACCAGAGAUUAUUGUGUCAGAAAGUUUUAUCUAAUAAUUUUAUCCACACGCAAACACAACCAAACAAAUUUCGCAGUUAAUUUAAUAUAUCAGGAUUAGAGUCAGAUUCAGGAUAACAUUUUUUUUCCGGUGACGAACAAUAGCAGUAUCAGAACAAACAAGCAGAGCGCUUAGAGCUUUUCGAACUAUUGUUGAUUAGAAGAUUCUCAGAAGAGAGUUUGAUGAUGUAUGAAACUCCUAUUGUGUAGAAUUUAUUGCACUCAUAUAGAUUUAAAUUAGCGACGCAUUGUAAGGGGAAAAGUGGAUGGGGGAAUCAUUAUCGUUAAUAUUUUAGGUGUACCUUGUAUUGUAAUCAAAGUCUUAACUAUAGUUAUAGAUGAAUUGGUAGGUGGCUGAUGGAAACAGUUUGAAUGUGUAAAAAUCACUUAUAAAUAGUAGUUUAUUGGUAGACCUCGUUUUUACUAGCACGCCAGCAGAGUGUAGAGAUCCCCACUCCGGAUCGCUUAAAGUCGCCGUACGCUCGAUAGUAGAAGAACCGUAAGUUAAGUGAAAAAUUGAGAUUUGUAUCAUUUGUAUUAUUUGGCGCACUUGUAUAAAAGAUAACGUAUUAACAAAAAAUGCAAUAGCGAACACACACACUUGUUUUUUGUACUGGCGGCAUACUGUUUUCAGUGGUUACAAAAGAUUAUCCGGUAGUGAUAGGUUUUAGUCAGAGCUACAAGAGAGGCUCCUUCAUCGAAACCAAUGCCGUCUGCAUAGGUAACUGCCGACGACGGUGACAUGGAACUUGGGUGAGAUAAAAACCAAUCCGAGCUUCGCCUUUUGUUUUUAUCUACCAUGAAACCUGGGCGUUGUGCGAAUGGUGUGUUAUUUUCAAUGUUUCCAAUUCUGAGCAAUUCUCUUCGAUAGGUGAAAUUUCUUAAAAAACAUUCGAAGAGGCUUUUGCAUUCGAUAGAAAUAAGUCGUAAACCGGGGUGAUCGGGAUAGAAGACUAAUAAUUCACCACUGAUUACAAGUGAAUGCUACACGACCGAUCGCUUAUCCCUUUGAAUGGAAUCGCGUGGAAGUCGUUUGUAGAGUUGGGAUUGCUUGGUACUUUCGUUCGACCAAGUAAGAUGAAAAUAACGUCGCUAGUAAUUUUCAAUUUCGAGGGGCACCCAUUUACGUUAUAGUAGGCGCCAGUGAUUAAGAAGAAAAUAAAAAGUUUUAACCACUUUAUUUAAACUCAAUAGUCUGCUGUCAUGUUGUCAUGAUCAAAUAAAUGAGCGAAUCUUCAUUUUAAAACAGAAAAAUGAAACAAACAGUAUAAACUACUAAGCCGAUCAAACGGUUGAACGUUUUCCAUCUGGAAAACAGGAAAACAUCAGAAAAUGUUAGAAUAAUGAGGCAACAAAAUAUCGGUUAGUUAUUUUAUUAAUAGAAAACAAGCUGGCAUAGGGAUCAUUUUUUCGGAGAGUUUGAAUAAGUCAACCACGCACCGCCACAGAUGGAGCUGUGGUGCACAUAGGGCGUUCUAACACGAGGAGUUAAAACUUACAAAUUAAAUCGGUAAUUGUAUUGGUAAUAAUCAGACAAAAUACUACUUCAGGAUUACGUUAUCGCUGUGACGGAUCGAAGGGAACUUACCCGAAACCGUCGUCAGGGUUUUAGAGUUCUCCCGGGACUGCUCUCUAUCAAUCUCGAUUUUCUCCGAAAUUUCGGCUAUUUUCUAUUUAUGAGUUUUUCUUGUUUCAAAAUUGAACCAGGAAAAAAAACUAAUCUUAUCCUAGCUAAACAUUAAAUGAUCAGAAAAUUUACUUGAAGUAAGUAAGAUAAAGAUAAACAAGGGCUGCUUCGGUUAGAAGAUGUUUUGACACACGUAAUAGUGAAUAUUAAGCUAUUGUUGAUCGAAAGUCAUUGACAUUGACGCCAGAGCAGUUGGUGAGUUUUUAAAACUUUCCUCAAACUCUACUACUUAAGCAUUUAUAGAACAAGUAACAGCUAAUAUCAUUUCAAGGCCUGACAUAACAAAGAUAUGAGGACCUCUGUGAACAUAUGUUUUUUUUUUAAACGAUAACAAAAACACGAUCAAUCACAAGAAUUGGUAAUGCAAAAGCGUUACAAUGAGACCCCGAACCAUGAUAGCAUUUAUUACGCAACAGGUACAGUUGAAAGUAAACGAAAGUUUUCCACUCCAAUAUUUGACGGUAGUGUUAAAAGCAGAAUGAUAUAACAAGUAAGAGAAAAUGAUAAAAGAUUCGAAAAUUUGAAUAUAUCUUAUCUAUAUACUACAUACAGUAACAGACACAAAAUAAAACUAGUAGUGUAAUACUUGCGGCGAGUUCCCUGUUUCACAAGCAUUAAUUUCCUGUCAAUUUUUCAUGUAAUGGUAAAAAAAUACUAGCGUAAGCCAGUGUAAGAAUGAAAAAAAAACUGUCCACACAAAACACUCAUGGAAAAGUAUAGUAGCAAAACGACACGUGUGGUUCCGUCGUAGUAGUGGUUUAAUGUACUCAAUGUGUCCACUUAGUAGGCCAAACCAUACAGCGAACAAUUUUCAUUUCGAUACAGGUUCGGUCUUUAACACGUUGGAAAUUAGUUGCUCCGCCGAAGCGCAAUGAGUGUUAGCUAUCUAAGAAACCACAGGGUGAGAGUGUUGGAGGAACGAAAAGAACAUAAUAAAUAGCAUCUAUUUUCACUAGAACCUCAAAAAGUAAAAUGAAAAUAAAAAAUACAUACAUCGCGUUUUCGCAGAACACAAUAUGCAAUUCUUUCGCAAAGAAUUGUUAUUAAACAAACCGUUGCUGCUACUGCUGCCGUGGUGGUGGUAGGUUGUAGGAAGAAAGGUGUACAUUAAUUUCAUAGACAUUGAGCUCUAGGGAUCAUUGCAUAAACUAAUCUUUGCGGAAAUCAAAUUUAUGGCAAAAAUAGGGUGAAAAUUAUUUAGUGUCUUCUUUUAAUUUUUUUUCACUGAUUGUGACUGAUUGUGAGAGAAGAAAGAUACCUCGCUUUUGCGAGCAUUCAAUUGUUGAUUGUUAUAAUGUAAAGAAUGGAUGCUCACUAAAUAUAUGAUACUAAUGGACGAUCAAAAGGGUUUCUUCAAUGGAAUGAAGACAUAUUGAGGAUGAGUGAGUAUCUUUCUACUUAUUGAUGUGCUCGGUGCCGUUGAUAGUGCCAAACUCAACAAAAAUUCGCGCUCGUAAAUUGGGUGCUGUUGUGUCUGACAUCAUUGGUAUACCAACUCGAGUAAAAAGUCCACGCAAGAUUUUUCUGGUGGACCUCCGGUCACUUGGAGAAUGAGUCCACUGUGAUGAAGCAAUAUUCGCCUUCGAUGGGAAAAGCAAAAUCUAUUUGAAUGCGCUUCCAUGGGAGUGUUGCUUUCGACCAUGGCACAAGAGCAGUGCAAUGAGGGGACCGGGAAACGGAAAAGCAAUGCUGACACGCCUUCACGCAAUCAACCAUGUCAACCAAUAUCCAUAGAGGGCAAGUAGACAUAGCAUCAUUCGCCACAUGCCUGGAUGUCCACGAUUAAACUGUUUUCGAUGCUGCGAUGGAAUAACGAGUCAUUCAGCAAAAAAGAAUACACCACAGUAAGUGAAUCCUGCCUGGAGUGGAAUCGCGUAAGCUCUGGAUCAACGGAUUUUGACGAUGGCCAGCCGUCUUGUAUGUACAGGAAGACUACGAAGCACUGGAUCAGCGCUGGGUACUCUAUGCUACGACACUGAAACUGAAAGGCGAGAUAUAACCGGUAUCUGCGGCUACUGACCUUACAUCUUUUUCGAAGGCGAUGCUCACAAUGACGUAAUCCUCUUCUGGCUUAACAUGCUGGUUGAUUAGACGGGAUAACACGUCAGCGUCGCCAAACUUGUCGGUUGGCACGUCCUCGAUGUCGGAAUCGUACAAUAGGUUGAGGGCGAAACGUUUUAACCGGUUUUGCCGUAUACACCGGUAUGCCUUUCCUAGAACCAAAAUCAUUUGAAGCGAGCGGGGCGUGGUCAGUUUGCAGAAGGAAUCUCGGAUGGAGACAAAAUGUUAGAAUCGCUCGAACGCUUGUUGGCACUCCAGAUUCCAGACUAACUUUAUCUUCAACUUCUGCAAGUUGUCGAGCGGAUAGCGCAACUGUUGUAUGUUGGGUACAAACUUCCCCAUAAUAAUUGAUCGCCCCAAGGUAAGAGCGAACACCUAAAACGUCAGUGGGAGGAGAUAUCUGGGUUAUUGCUGAAGCUGUAGUUUUCGAUUCGGUAAAGCCCAAAUUUGAACCCGGUGAAGAACCGCUCUCUUAAUUCGGUCGGGCUCCUUUUGUAUCUCAUCACCAACGAUGACGUCAUCGAGAUAACCAUAAGUGCCCUUAAACCUCAAAAAAAAGCUGAAAUUGUGACUUCAACAUGCAUCGCUCCUAAGAGCCAAUGAAAUCAAAAGCCUCUUUUUGUCGUUUUAUCUGAGAGAGAAUCGAAAGCCUGAAAACACUUGAUCAUUCGUAUUUCAAAUUACAAGUUCAUUGAAACUGGAGAACUGUAACUAGCCGGGCCUCUGAGACCCGUUGCCUUUUUGAGGGUUAAGGCCGGCUAGCAUGGUAUAGAUGAGCUACUGAUAAGCACCUGAUGCUACCAGUACAUCAGGUAGAAGGCGGUUGUAGUGAUAGAGAUCACGGUGCGUGUUAAUUGACAGCCAUUGACGGUACUGUUCUUCGAUUUCUACCUACAGAAAAGUGUCCGAAAGCUAAAUCUGGCUUUGCUACAUCAGGUGCAUGAACUGCACGAUGAGCGGAUCCUGCUACUGGUGGAAUCUGCUCCCUGUCAAUAUCAUGUGUAAUAUUACCAUGCUCCGUUUCCUAAGCUGGAGGGACGGAAUUUUGAGGUUACUUUUCGUGAAUCGGAAUUUCACCCACUAUUCGCUUGUAUCACUGUUGUAACAUGGUGCGUCGGGCAGACCGGGAGUCUUCUCGUUAACAAAUUCAGAGACAGUCGCAUACAGGCUACAUAAAAUACUUUAAUUACGGACUGUUAAAACAAAGAGCACGUGCUCAAACGGGCUGAAAAACUGAUGGACUGAUUUCCGCUUGUGGUGGUAUCUCGAAGUGAAAGCAAGGCUGCCACUAGAAAGGCUAGCACAGAGAGUGGCAGAUGGCAGGCCAGAGUUGUCAUCGCUCCAGUUUAGUUGCAAUACUUAUCGUACGAUGAUAGCUGAAAAUAAAACAUUUUGCAACACUAAAGACUAUAUUUCCGGAAUCUGGAUCUAUGGUACAAACUGGGUGUGAUGAAAAAGAUUAUCCUAGUAUUGCAAAAAAGUUCAAAAGUCGUAUAUUGCUCUUCAGUGUAUUUAUCCUUAUGAGUGAGCACAAAAACCAUGCCAGCUCUUAAGAAGAGCUCCUGCGUUUUCGCUUAGUAGUAAAAGGAUCAAACAAAUUGAAAAUAAUUCAGAUCUGGUCCAAAAGUCGAUACAGUUAAAAAAUCAAAAUCCUAACAAAAUCUUGCCGUCAUCAUUUUAGUUCCCGCAACCAACCACCAUCAACUCGCAGUAGCUAUCAUAAUUUAGCUUAAUUUAGGUUAGCUUUAAUUUAUUCCUUAGAAGACGUAUUUUUCUCUGUACUACUAACAGCACUAGCAUAGAGCAUCCUCUCUUCGCUAGUUUUGGAACUGAAACAGUUAGUCGGCUUUUAUGCGAAUGUCUUCUUUUCUCAUACUAAUUAGCUCAGUAAGGUUCCAAAUGCUCUUUCUUGCAGACGCAUAGGUAAUUUUUUUUUUUUAAGUUAGACAUACUACACGGUCUCAAGUGCACGGAAUACUUGAUGAGGGACGCUCUUUUCGCUGCUAGAAUCUCUCGGUCUCGAUGAACUGCACACCUAUAGGGCUUCGGAUUCGUAACCCACUAGAGAAGACGCCCGACGCUGCUCAUCAACUGUUUAGUGCACUGGGACUUGCCACUAUAUGGCGAAUGAUUUUAGGAUAAUUUUCUUUUCCGCAUUUCGGUUUCAGGUUAAGCGAUAGAAGAAUGCAGUAAUUAUUUUUUGUGGUAGGAAUCAGUACUAGUGUAGAAUUUUCUAACAGUAAUAUAACUAAAACCGACACCUAAAAACAGUGGAAUUAGUAAAAAAAAGGCAAACAUAAAUUUAAAUGACCCGGAUGUGGACGAAGAUAAUGUUGUAUAUCGCUGUACAAAAUUUAUAUAGUUAUUUUAUACUGAACAAAGGCAAACCAGAAUGGAACUUUUAGCAAAUCAGCUUAAAACACGCGAACACUGCAACUAUUUUUAACUGUACAUUAGAACACUUGUAGAAAUUGAAAAUAUAAAAUAACAUCGCCUCCUCCAUCGUUUGUAAUUUAAAAAAAAAACAACAGUUACUGAACUUCGGACAGGUUGUAGAAAUUUCGUUUUUAAAAACAUCCCUGUGUUGUUUUUAGGUGGAAUCGAGUCACUUUUGCACAGUUGACUCGAUGCAUUGCAUCUAGCAGUGUCUACUUGGAUUGGGACUUUUUCACCUAUGAUGGAGAAGAUCGAUCCGAGUAGAUGUAAAUAACCCGUGUAAUAUUAGUUCGAAUUAAUAAGAAAGUAACUUUCCAGUGGUAUCUUGAUACAAAGCGCGCAAGAAUAUUUUCAAUAUGUCCUUGGAAGGGGGUUAAUCACCUCUCUUUUUCCACGCACGAUCGAUCAUAUGGUAUAGCGAGACGGCGCGGAGUCGUGUAACUGUAUAGGAACGCAAUUUGUUAUUUGUUUUCUCUAUGGAAUCUAUUGUACGCACCGGGUCCGAGACCCGGCAUUGUAAUGAAACAACGCUAAAAUAUUGUCAUUGAAGAAGCAAUCUCAGCGAAUGGGAGCACUAUUUAAAAACACGCAACAAUCUACUAGCAGAGAGAACAGUUCGUAAACAGCCCGUGAGAUCGAAACGUGUAAAAAUGUAAUGAAAAUAAUUGUAAUAUGUUUGUAAAUCGGACUUUUUCUAUAAAUAUAUUUUUAUCAAAGCAAAACCACGCGCGAAUCUGUAAAGACAAGUCAUCAACAUACGAAAAAAGUAAUCAUCCAGCGUUAAGGCAAAAAUCGUGAUAUGUACAGAGAAAAGUUUUUUUUACUAACCCGACGAAGAUAACAAUACAAAAAGCAUCAUAAACCAACUCAAUCUGGAACAAAAAGAGAACAAAAAACCCGGUCCGGUUUUGUAUAAAGAACUAUUCGAACCAUGCACUGUAGCCAUUUGAGAGUAUUUAUUUAACACUUGUCUACUGAAACAUAACGUAACACACAUAAACACUCACUCAUAUUCGAAACCGGAAUCAGUACAGUCUCGUCAGUGAAAGAAUGUAAUUUUGUUGUGUCUACCACAUAUUUUCGACUAGAGAGGAAAAACGAUCUGUGAUUAAAUUCUUCUUUUUCUUUUACGAAUUUUGUUUGUUUUCAUAUUUUAUAGAAAAAGAAGAAAAACAACCAACUUUGAACAUAGUGCGAUCAUCCGACCGCUGUAAAAUGUGUACAAUUUUAUAAAUAGGAUAUUUUAAAAAUUGACCGAAUGAAAUUAUUGAAAAAUGUUUCCGCCUUCAGGGAUCCAUAGGACGAACAAAAUUAAAAGAAGCAGGAAAACCGAGCAAGUGAAAUUUUUAUCAAUACUCAUGUGUCGUUGAUGUUUAUUUUAUGCGAACAUCGUUCUUUAGAAUGCAUUUUCCAGGAAGCGAAAGUAUUUUUGUACAGGAAUAAAAAAACGCAAUUUUUAUACGCGCAAAACACACACAGGGUUCGGACUUGAGAAUUUUGCUUUGUAAAAUAAACAUGUAAAUUUAUUUCACAAUCUCACUGAUUUGUAAUUAAACAACCAGAAACUUAUGGCGAACUGCAGAAGAAGACUCAACCUACGCAAGGGCAAACUGUACAUUUUUGUGAAAAUAUCAUCUGUACAAAUGUAACCAACACACAUACACACAGACAAACUAGCGAACGAAACGACCCCCUUUGGGAAAGAUUGCUACUUUUCCAACAACAACAAAAAAAAACGCUAAUGUGCGAAACAAACCAAGUAAAAAUCAAUGACAAUAUUUUUGAUUUUCAUUCCGCUUUAAGCAACACCGUCUUUGCAUUUGUGGUCAAGAAUUUUUUUUUGUUGGUACACUCUUCGGCUCCCGCUAGCGCUUUAGUGUACACUUAGGUGAUUUUUUGACGAUUCUAGGCAUAAUGAGCUCUAAAAUGAAAUAGCAGCGGUGUACAUAAAUAAUCACGAUGAUGGGAUAAGCAACCUCCCAUCGAUCUAUGCAUGGAGAAGAACAAAUUUAAACAUUCUAGUAAAGUAGUAGGACACGUAAAAAACUGCCACCACUUGCAAGUAUAAAUGUAUUAGGGAAAGAAGCGUGAAACAGUAGCAUUUGGCAAACCAGUGAACAAAAUUAAGUGUGCUGAACAACGAGCGAUUUUCUAUCUCCAAAGUUAUGGAUAGGGGAAAAGGUACGAAAAAAUAUAUCGUCAGGUUGCGCAUCUCGGUUGCUACUACACAUACUACAGAUACUAUCAUUGAUUCCUCUAUUUUUUGUAGAAAAAGGUUACUGUUGGUACCACACACUCAUAAAAGUAGCAGUUUUCCUGCUUUAAACAGGCUUGUUUACUCGCCUUUACGCAUUAUUGUCCCAUGUAUAAUUAGAACAUGUGGCGAUUAAGCGUAGAACGGCAGUUUAGUGCAUGCACUUUUCUCAUCUCUUACAUGCUAGUUUCCAACCAGACCGAGGAUUACCAUGUGAUGAUCUUCGGUAUUCAAAGAUUGAAUGUUCUUCAAACAGUAAUAAGCAGUCAGUUCAGUAUGCUUUCUGCGACUGUAAGGGCGAAGGACAGCCGGAGACAAACAAGCCUGAAUUCAAAUUUAACGCUUCAUUUACUAACAGUUUCGGAACACUUGUAUCAACCAAUAGAAAAAAAAGGCGCAUUGAUUGAGUAUGCAGAACAGCGCGAGUGUAGUAUAGCUUUGAUAGGUAAAACAAAAUAGCAAACAAGUGCGGAUCUUUUUUUUUGUUUUAUUUCUAAACGGAUGGACUUUUUCCGGUACGAGGAAUUUGACGCGCGUGGUUGGCAAAAUGGCCAAUCAAAAAAAAAAAAAAACAAUAAA